Molecule: messenger RNA, 1605 nt
Organism: Anopheles stephensi (Asian malaria mosquito)
Lineage: Eukaryota; Metazoa; Arthropoda; Insecta; Diptera; Culicidae
Product: mitochondrial fission process protein 1
Exons: 4
Coding region: 667-1125 (152 amino acids)
Biological process (GO): mitochondrial fission
Cellular component (GO): mitochondrion
Source: RefSeq, a predicted model, not a curated record
UGUAAAAUGCUCUGCGAGUGUGUAUUUUUUUCCCCCCUCAGGGCAAAUCCGUGUGCAUCGGAGCAAGCGUGUUGGUGGUAGUGGUGUGGUGUGUUGUUCGUGGUACAAAACAAUUCGAACAAACGCACACACACACACUCGCGCGUGCCUGUUUAGAGGCUGUAGGAGUUGAGUACUUCAAACAUCAAAACAACAAUACAAGUUAGAUGUCUUGUCUAAGCUUCUUUCGCCACACCACGAGGCAGCGCCGAUGCUAAAAAAAGCUCAGAACAGACAUCUCGAUAAAUAUGGUAUCGCACGCGCAAAUCAUAGGUGGCUUGCCGGAAAGUGUGUGGUCGGUAGGUUUGUUUUGACAUUUCGCCCAUAUCACACAGCUGAUAGCAAAACCGUUUUGUACGCGAAAAAGCGAACCACCGGAACACGAGGAAAACUCUUGCGCGGCCCUCUCUUUGUCACGUGCUGGCCGAACGAACGGGGUGUUCAAUGUUAUGUAAACAAAGGCAUUGAUCGCGGGCGUAAGCAUCUGGUCGAUUAUCGCGCAGGUGAUAAGAGGAUUUGUCGAGUGGCUAAUUUUGUUCUUCUGGCUGCGUGUGUGUGUGUCGGCAUUAGCAACGCGGUUUUGUGUUCGCGAAGUGUGGGGAGAUUAUAUAGGCCAACGCAGGAACGAUGUCAAUUACCGAGAAGGACCUGUAUCGGGACACCCCGGUACGCUAUCUAGGAUAUGCGAACGAGAUUGGAGAAGCUUUCCGUCCGGUGAUCAAGAAGAUCUUUGUGCACGCCAGCUAUGCGGUGGCGAUUAGCUACGUGCUGGCGGAUACGGCGGAUAAAUCGAAGAAACAGUAUGAUAAACCAGAGAUACUUGGAGGAGGAUUCCGUGGUGCUGCCGUUGCAUCCGGCGACACGCUAUUGUGGCAAAUGUUUGCCUCGGUCAUCAUUCCCGGGUUCACCAUCAAUCGAAUCUGCUGGUUGUCAAAAGCCGCUCUGAAAGCUAACAAAGUGAAGGGCCCGGUCGCUAAAUGGGGACCAACGAUGCUCGGUCUGCUUGCCAUCCCGUUCAUCAUCCAUCCGAUCGAUAAUGCGGUUGAUUACGCGAUGGAUAACACCUACCGAAAGUACGUUAAAUAAUGCUCUGUCUGCUGCGCGGCGUCGUGUCUCGUGAACGUUGUCUCGAACGAUGAUAAAGAUGGAGAUUAGCCAAACUAGCCAUAGGAGGGCCAAACACAAAAGCGCCACACGAACAAGAUUGCGCACAAUAAUUAUAGAUUUAGCUGGUGCAGGGUGUGAAACGUGGUGAGAGAGGGUGUACUAUUUUCUGCUUUAAGGACUCUCCGUACAGCGCACGGAAGCGGAACUGGUGUGCUGUGCAUUGUUGUUAGCUCAUAUUGCUCUAGACAUACACCGAUAUACAGCGCGAUAACGUUAACGUUUGUUAUACACACAGCCACUUCACUUGUGAUAGGCACAGAUUAGCAGUUUGUGGAGUUACUUUCAUUGAGUGAGAAUAGGACCACAGGAUGACUCAAUUACUACUACAACAUGGUGCUACAAACCUCGAACUACUCGAAGGACACAAUAAAUGAAAGCCAAAAGCUUGCCUCAAUCGUA